Messenger RNA from Mollisia scopiformis, 591 nucleotides. RefSeq lists its product as uncharacterized. The coding region runs from base 12 to 521 and encodes 169 amino acids. The record is from RefSeq and is a predicted model, not a curated record. Lineage: Eukaryota; Fungi; Ascomycota; Leotiomycetes; Helotiales; Mollisiaceae. Gene Ontology annotation, biological process: mycotoxin biosynthetic process. The transcript is spliced from 2 exons.
AGCUUCGAGCAAUGGGUGUAGACCCUUCUACUGCCGCCAAGCUAGAUGAUGAGGAUUGGAGUCUUGGCGAUGAUGCUUAUGUGGCAGUUCUCGAUGUAUUUCAUCAACUCCAUUGCUUGAACACUCUCCGACAGAUAGCAUAUGGUGACCUCUAUCCAAAGGUUUCUGGUGGUCGUGACAGGCCCAUCUGGAAAUUUCAUGUCGACCACUGUGUCGACAUUCUUAUGCAGGAGCUUCAGUGCAGUGGCAAUCUCAACCUUGUUACUUACCACUGGGUUGAAAAUCACGAUAGACCAUUCCCAAUGUUCGGUAUUAACCGACAGUGUGUCGAUUUUGAUGCUUUGACGAGUUGGCGUAUUGAAAACACGAUCGACGUUGACAGGUACAAUAGCAUUGUCAGGAAGCCACCCGGAGCCAAACAGUUGCCAGCUGCGGACGACUGGUACAAGUAUAGGGCACCGGAACUUACGAAUCCUAAUCAUCUGAACGGAGCAAAUCCUGAUGAGAAGAUCAUCUUGUAAUGUGAUUUUGGGAAAGAUUUAGUUUGGGUGGCGAGGGUUUGGUGCGACUGAGAUCCAGAGUUUAGGCGAG